Messenger RNA from Vitrella brassicaformis, 1238 nucleotides. Lineage: Eukaryota; Vitrellaceae. The record is from the annotation of a GenBank genome assembly.
AUUUGUCAACCUCCCAGGCUCGUGUUGCCGAUCUGCGUGCUGUUGCCAUGGAUCCGGGAGUCGCGAUGAGAUUGGAUCCGGCAGUGGUAGCUGGGAUGAUGCCCGCGAUGAUGGCUCAGAUGAGUGCCGACGAGCCGGACGUGUCGAGGUGGAACAUCAUCUACCCCAACUACAUCGACAAGAAGAAGACGCUGCCGGAGGGCAGGCGCAUCCCACUCGCAAAUGCCGUCGAAACACCAAAGCUCCAGGAGAUGGUCGAAAUCUGCAAGCAUCUUGGCGUCGAACACAAACCAGAGGUGAGGAAGUGGACAGACAGGGAGGGGGAGAGGGGCGGAGGGAAAGGAUCCACUGCAGUGUCCCUCUCUCUGUCUUGUGUGUGUGUCAGCUCAAGCAGUACCCCCGUGACUGGAUGGUCGUCGGCCGCAUCCGGUUCCGCCUCACCAAGCCAGACAACACGCUGUGGAACCCGGAAGUGCCCACAAGUACGUAUGCGAGCCCACCCAUGCCCAUGUGUGAAUCAUCUUGUGGACAUCUGCCGUGCUGUGUUCUGUCUGGCUGUCUGUCACGGGUGUGGUGGUCAUCAGAGAAGGCGUUGAUGCUCAAGAUGGGCGAGUUGAUCCCCAAGCUCAAGUCGCGGGUGCAUGGCGAUGCGGCCGCCGCGGCAGCUGCGAGCAGCAGCACAGCAUCCAAGAAACAAAAGAAGAAGAAAAAGUGACCGAGCAACAUGCUCGACCGGAUGCUGGGGAGAUUCGCCAAUGACCUGGUUUCUUGGCCAGUCGGCUGACUGUACAGUGGUGUGUGUGUGUGGCACCGUAGCGUCCGCGAUGGUAACAUUGUGGCAAUCCAGUAUACUGGAGCGCCACAAUGUCAUCAUCGCUGUCAUAUCGCUGCCGCCACACCCCCAGUCGCACACGGAGACAGUGAAAGCGUAUGUGGGCUGUUUGUACAGCAAUGAGCGUGAGUGCGUGCGUGUCAGUGCAUCACUGAUGCCGUCACUGGUUCGACGUGACCGUUUGGCGCUCCAGUGCACCGGAGCACCACGAUGGUUGCGAUCGAUGUGUGACGGGAUAAGCGAUGCACAAGCACCUGCACUCUUUCUGAGGGUCUGCUUAUACGCGGCGAUUGCAAUUCAAUUUGUAUGCAUCACGGCGAGUGUCUGUGUGUCGUUCGAGAGAACAUGUAUGCAGAGAUCCCACAGACGGGUCGGAUCAACGGAUGGCUAUACAUCUAUAUAUAGG